This is a messenger RNA of Zygosaccharomyces rouxii, 3849 nucleotides long. RefSeq lists its product as uncharacterized. The transcript has a single exon. Gene Ontology annotation, molecular function: 5-oxoprolinase (ATP-hydrolyzing) activity. Lineage: Eukaryota; Fungi; Ascomycota; Saccharomycetes; Saccharomycetales; Saccharomycetaceae. Gene Ontology annotation, cellular component: cytosol. Bases 1 to 3849 code for a protein of 1282 amino acids. Gene Ontology annotation, biological process: glutathione metabolic process. The record is from RefSeq and is a predicted model, not a curated record.
AUGGCCACUGACAAAAUUCGUAUUGCCAUUGAUAGGGGUGGUACUUUUACAGAUUGUAUCGGUAAUCCUGGUACUGGGAAACAAGAAGAUGAUGUUAUAAUUAAACUUUUAUCUACUGAUCCUAAAAACUAUCCAGAUGCACCAUUAGAAGGCAUUAGGAGACUGUUAGAAAUUUUUACAGGUCAAGAAAUUCCUCGUGGUAAACCAUUGGAUAUCUCUGGGGUUAGUAGCAUUAGAAUGGGAACUACAUUGGCAACUAAUUGUGCAUUGGAAAGAAAUGGUGAGCCAUGUGCAUUUAUCACUACGAAGGGAUUCAAAGAUGUUAUGAUUAUUGGUAACCAAUCAAGACCUGAUAUUUUUGACCUUAAUAUUAGAAGACCUAAACCGCUUUACGAUAUGGUUGCUGAAAUUGAUGAACGGGUUACUCUGGAAGAUUUCUCUGAAGAUCCUAUAAAUCAUAAAUCUGUCGCUAGCGCAACAAAAAAUACGGUUUUGGGAACUAGCGGUGAAGUGGUUCGAAUUUUAAAAGUUCCUGAUGUUACUGAGGUUACGACCACUCUGAAGAAUAUCUACGAUAAGGGCAUUAGAUCCAUUGCGGUGGCUUUCUUACAUUCCUAUACUUUUCCAGAACAUGAAAAAUUGAUAGGACGUAUUGCCCAAGAUAUUGGGUUUAAACAUGUCUCUCUAUCGUCCCAGGUUUCUCCCAUGAUUAAGCACCUACCUAGAUCCCAUAGCGCUGUAGCUGAUGCAUAUCUAACGCCAGUCAUCAAGAAAUACUUGGAGAGUAUACAAUCUGGAUUGAUUAAUGACGAAAAUACAACCAUUCAGUUCAUGCAAUCAGAUGGUGGUCUCGUAGAAGGUCACAGAUUUUCAGGUUUAAAAUCUAUUUUAUCAGGACCUGCUGGUGGUGUCGUUGGCUAUUCAAAUACUUGCUAUAACCAUAAAAAUGAUAUCCCAUUAAUUGGAUUUGAUAUGGGGGGUACUUCGACAGAUGUAAGUAGAUUUGGUGAUGCUAAAUUGGAACAUGUCUUCGAAACAACAACUGCAGGCAUUGUAAUUCAAUCUCCACAACUUAAUAUAAGUACCGUCGCAGCGGGUGGUAGUUCAAGAUUAUUUUGGGAAAAUGGCCUAUUCAGAGUUGGUCCAGAUUCUGCAACCGCCGAUCCUGGUCCUGCCGCCUAUCGUAAGGGAGGACCGCUAACAAUUACUGAUGCAAAUUUAUUGUUGGGUCGUUUGGUACCUGAAUUCUUCCCCAAAAUCUUUGGACCCAACGAGGACGAAUCUUUGGACUUAGAAGCUACUGCUAAGAAAUUUGAUGAAUUGACGGAAAUCAUCAAUAAAGAUAUGAGUACACAGAUGAGUCGCGAUGAAGUGGCAUUCGGAUUCUUAAAAGUAGCGAAUGAAUCAAUGGCAAGGCCCAUUAGAGCAAUUACUGAAAAUAAGGGACAUCUAGUAUCAAAGCAUCGUUUGGUGACCUUUGGUGGUGCUGGUGGUCAACAUGCUGUAGCAGUUGCGGAAUCCCUAGGUAUUAAGGAAGUUUUGGCUCAUAGGUACUCUUCUAUUCUUUCUGCUUAUGGUAUUUUCCUUGCUGAUGUGGUUGAAGAGAACCAAGAAGCAUGCUUCAUGUCACUUAAUAACGAUGAAAAUAUAAGAAGCGUAAAGUCGAAAUUGGCACAGCUUGAAGUGAAAUCUAAAGAAGCAUUGAUUGCUCAGGGAUUCGAUGGGAGCCAUAUUGUUUACGAAAAAUAUCUAAAUUUGAGGUAUGAAGGUACAGAAACCAGCUUAAUGAUCUUGGAGGAAAAUGAAAAUUGGAAUUUUGAGCAAUGGUUUGCAGAUUCUCAUAAAAGAGAGUUCGGCUUUGCAUUUAGUGAUAAGAAUAUUAUUGUCGACGAUGUCCGUGUGAGAGCUGUGGGUAAAUCUCAUGUUAGGAAGGAGGAAUCAGUGGAUGAUCAGCUUCAAAAAUAUGCUCCUAGAGAAGUUGUUGCAUCUAAAGAGGCUUCCCUUUUCAAAGACGUUUAUUUUGAGAACAGCUGGGUAAAGACUCCAGUUUUUAGAAUUGAUGAAAUGGCUUAUGGUACCGUCGUAAAGGGUCCUGCUAUUUUAGCAGAUGGUACCCAAACUAACAUUAUACCUGGUAAUUCCAUAGCACACAUUUUGAAAUCUCAUAUUUUCAUUAAAGUCUUGGGAAAAUCUGGUAGUGGAUCAUUAAAUGAAUCUGAGUUCCGUUUAGACCCAGUAAUGUUGUCCAUUUUCAGUCACAGAUUCAUGGAUAUUGCUGAACAGAUGGGAAUGCAGCUGCAGAAGACUUCAACAUCGACGAAUGUAAAAGAAAGACUAGAUUUUUCGUGUGCACUAUUUGAUCCUGAAGGUAAUCUAGUUGCAAAUGCACCUCACUUGCCUGUUCAUUUGGGUUCUAUGUCUACCUGCAUAUCGGCUCAGGCAAAGCUAUGGAGAGGCAAAUUGAAGGACGGUGAUGUUAUAGUUAGUAAUCAUCCAGAGAUUGGUGGUACACAUCUUCCUGAUAUUACAGUAAUUUCACCAGCUUUUUCAGAAACGGGUGAAUUGAUCUUCUAUGUGGCAUCUCGUGCUCAUCAUGCCGAUAUUGGUGGUAUUCUCCCUGGUUCUGUUCCCCCCAAUUCUAAGGAACUUUAUGAAGAGGGUGCUUCUAUUUAUUCAGAGCUAAUUGUCAGAGAGGGUGUCUUUCAAGAAGAAUUAAUCACUAAGCUUCUUUUAGAGGAACCUGCCAAGUACCCGGGAUGUUCAGGUGCCAGAAGAAUCAGUGAUAAUAUCAGUGAUUUGAAGGCACAGAUUGCCGCCAACAACAAAGGUAUUCAAUUAAUUUCGAAAAUGAUUGAUGAAAGUGGGUUGAAUGUCAUUGUAAAAUAUAUGAAAGCCAUUCAGGAAAAUGCUUCACAAACGAUCAAAAAAAUGCUAAAACAACUCACGCAACAUUUUGGAAAGACGCAUUUUAUCGGCGAUGAUCUUAUGGAUGAUGGGACUUUGAUCAAAUUGAAGAUUUCGCUAGAUAUUGAAAAGGAAGAGUAUGUCUUUGAUUUUGAAGGUACUUCACCACAGGUUUAUGGUAACUUGAAUGCCCCUGAGGCAAUCACUAAUUCAGCAAUUUUAUAUUGUUUGAGAUGUUUAGUAGGUGAAGACAUCCCAUUAAACCAAGGAUGUUUAAAACCGCUAACAAUAAAGAUCCCCAAAGGUUCAAUUCUAAGUCCUAUCAAUGGUAUUGCCGUGGUAGGUGGUAAUGUUCUUACAUCUCAAAGAGUAACUGAUGUAGUACUGAAAACCUUCCACGUUAUGGCCGAUUCCCAAGGUGAUUGUAACAAUUUCACAUUUGGUACAGGUGGUAGAGAUCCAAAUACAGGAAUUGUGUCCAAAGGAUUUGGUUAUUACGAAACUAUAUGUGGUGGCCAUGGUGCCGGUGAAGACUCUUGGAGAGGUCCUGGUUGGAAUGGUACGAGUGCCGUACAUACAAAUAUGACCAAUACAAGAAUAACUGAUAGUGAGAUUUUUGAAAGAAGAUAUCCUGUUAUCCUCAGAGAAUUUUCCGUCAGGAAUGGAUCUGGCGGCCAAGGGAAAUACUUUGGCGGUAAUGGUGCCCUCAGGGAUAUUGAAUUCCGUCAACCUGUAGAGGCCUCCAUUCUAUCAGAGAGGAGAGUUAUUGCCCCACGCGGGAUCAAUGGUGGUGCUGAUGGUGAAAGAGGUCUAAAUCUUUGGAUCAGGGACGAUGGCAAAAAUCUAAUUAACAUUGGCAGUAAGAAUUCCGUCAAAGUGAAACCUGGAGACCGCAUUAUAAUAAUGACACCGGGUGGUGGCGGAUGUGGUGCUUAUAUCGCAUAA